Messenger RNA from Plutella xylostella (diamondback moth), 1131 nucleotides. Its product is annotated as cilia- and flagella-associated protein 20. Lineage: Eukaryota; Metazoa; Arthropoda; Insecta; Lepidoptera; Plutellidae. The record is from RefSeq and is a predicted model, not a curated record.
GUCAAGCCACGUCAAGCAAAAGGAAAAAUAUUUUCUCACAAAACUAUUUAGGUGCUUUAUGAACAUGAAAAAUGUUUAAAAACACAUACCAAAGUGGCUUAUUGACGAUUUUCUACAGCUGUGGUUCUAAUCCUUUAUCUUUAUGGGAUCUAAAGGUCCAAAAUGGACACAUAAAGCGAGUCACCGACAACGAAAUUAACUCAAUAGUGCUUGAGGUGGUGAGUACUAACAUCACUACCACCUAUAUAACAUGCCCGAAGAAUAACAUAAGCCUUGGAAUCAAACUGCCUUUUCUUAUAAUAAUACUAAAGAAUUUGAAAAGGUAUUUUUCCUUCGAGAUAGUGGUACUUGACAAUAAAAACAUGAGAAGAAGAUUCAAUAUAUCCAACUUUCAAUCUACUACGAAAAUCAGGCCCUUUUGUACGACUAUGCCGAUUACUUUGUCCGGUGGUUGGAAUCAAAUACAGUUUAAUCUGUCAGAUUUCACUCAUAGGGCGUAUGGGUCUAAGUUUACUGAGGUGGUGCGCGUACAGGUUCACGCUAAUACAAGGCUGAGAAGAAUAUACUUCAGCGACCGCCUGUACUCAGAAGAUGAACUACCCCAUGAAUAUAAACUGUUCCUACCGCUACAGCCAAAACAGAGAAUACCGAAAAAUGAACAGCAAAGGGACGAAGCUGCUUCUAAACGAGCCCCCAUCAAAUUUCUAUCCAAAGUUAAAAAAGAUGAGAUAGAUAAGACAAUAAGACCAGUUAAAGUAUCAGUAUCAGAACAUACUCAAAAAGACGCCAACACAGAUGAAACUAAGGAAGCCAAGAACGAUGGUGAAAUAAUAGGAGUCAAAGGUAGCAUGCUAGAUAAUGAAGUGUAUGGCCAACCUGAACCUGAGAACGACGAUGCAUUGGCAGCAAUAAUGAACGAAGUUAAAAAGGUUAGUGAUGAAACUGUAGAAUACACAAUAAAGCUAGCAGAAGAAAAAUAUCUCAACCACAUGAAAACGUUGUUAGCUGAAGACACUGAAGAAGUUAACGAGGUACUCGUGGUUGAUUCAAAGAAAGGUGGACUUAAUACUUAUGAAUAAUAAAUAAUACCUAAUAAUAUUAUAUUGAUUAAAUUGUUAAAAUUCUGAACAU